Arabis nemorensis is the source of this 240-nucleotide messenger RNA. The record is from the annotation of a GenBank genome assembly. Lineage: Eukaryota; Viridiplantae; Streptophyta; Magnoliopsida; Brassicales; Brassicaceae.
AUGGGUACCCAUAAACCGGCGGCUCCGGUGAUGAGAACAGAUAAUCCGUGGCGGGCACAGAAUUGGGCGGAUGAUUUGACCCGUUUAUACCAGGCGAGUCCACCCCAAGGUAGGUGCGAAGCGAGAAGGAUCGGAGGAAACGGGAUUGGAGGAGGGAGAUCGGUAGAAAAAGAUGAAGAUAAAACCCACAAAGACAAGGGAACAAAAGGCGAGUAUGGCGACGGAGGAUUGUCACCAUGA